AUGGCUCUACCUGAUGAAAUCAUAUCAGAAAUACUCUCCCCCGCGCUCAAAGUCCAGGAUGAUGAAUUUUCUAGCGUUUCCGUCGUCUCUCCCUUUGCGAAAAACGUGGGUGGCGAGUCAAGCUCCGCGCUGCUUCUCGUGUGUAAGGACUGGCUUCGUGUGUCUACACCCCUUCUCUACCAUGUCGUUGUCCUACGCAGCAAAGCCCAGGCUAAAGCGUUAGCCGAAACACUCGAGAAAAACAACGACUUGGCGCGUUUUAUCCGCAAGCUACGCGUCGAGGGCGGGUAUGGGGCCCCAAUGCAGGAAAUCCUCCGAGCAGCGCUGAAUAUCUCUGAGCUCUUCAUUUCAUUCAACAUAUUUGCGACUGACAGCACUGAUGGCAUGUGUGCGGGUUUGCGGUUCAUCAACCCUAAACGGCUUAUAAUCUGCAACGCCUCAAUGAAGAAGGCAAAUAAAAUGGUGGUCAAGUUGCAGGAUGCAUUAGGGAAGGCGAUUCGCAAGUGGAGUAAUCUGGCUAUUUUUGAGCUGUCGUGUGGAUACUACACUCGUGGAGAUGACGAACAGAGGUCCAUCAUCAGUGCCCUUGCAUCCCGCAAGCAGAUCACAACUGUUGUGGUUUAUUCACCCUCUGUUGCGAUCAUGCUCUAUAAGAAACUCAAAGGUCAGGCUCUCAAGACAAUCAUCAUGAACAUAUCAGCCGAUUCCCUCGCUCGACAUGCUUCGGAGUUCGAAAAAGCAAAAAGCACCAUUAAAGAGGUCGCCUUUAAAAUUCACUCCGAAAACUCAUGCUUAGAGUCGCCUCGUGCCUUGGACAUAACCCCGCGGCCGUCUCUCAAUCCAUACUAUAUCCCAAUGGCCUCCGUCGCGCCUGCAAUACGCAACCACCUCUGGUCGCAUAUUAUUGAAUUCGUUUUUCUUGAGCCUCAUGUCAAGGCUCUGCAUCUACUUCGCGUCUCAAAGACAUUCUACCAAUUGACUCUGCCACACCACUAUCGCAUCCUCUCUCCAAGAAGAUAUCAGAAGCUAUCAAAGCUUGCUGCGACCAUAACCGCCAACCCGACACUGGCUUCGUAUGUCCGGAACCUUGACUUGCGCCGCUUGCGCGAUGUCUGGGCCAGCUCAAAAAAUCCGAUUCUUAGCCUUGAUACCUAUGUCGGCGCAAUUAUUGGGGCAACCACUGGUCUGCGGCGCCUCACGAUGCAUGGCGCCGAUUGCGAGGCCCUCGACAGGCCCUAUAUUCGUGAUGCGAUUGAUGCACCGGCGCUGUACUGGAAGGAGUUCCUGUUACUAGCGGAUACUGCUGGCGCGAGCUUAAUUCACCUCGGAGUUGAUAUGAGCAUGGACGAAGGGGCGCCGAUCGAAUCUGGGGUGAUUUUCAACAAGUUUUCUGUUUUGCAGCACCUCGGUUGGCGCUCGCGUGUUGUUUUUGCGGAGCUGGACUCUUCAGUUGAAGCUGACUCAGUCGACACCCCGCGGAAGAUUGCGCUGCCGUGCCUGUCGGAGCUUGCAGUUUGGGAGGCGGACGAGUCAUUCUACGCCAUGUUGGCGGAAAUGGAAUUGCCUGCUCUCGAGAAAUUCACGCUUAUUGCGGGCUCACCCUUCUCCCUGUUCUGGAUCAACCAUGGUGCAAAACUUACAACGGUGGAUAUUCAUUUCGACUUUUUCGACGUCAUUGCACCAACCACGAGCAUCGUCGACCUUUGCCCCAACCUCGUUGCGCUGACAAUCGCCUGGCGAUUGACUCUAAGCGCUGACUUGCGCUCGGUGCAAGCCUUCCCGCCGAGCCCCAAAGUUUUCAAGACUGACCAGCCGACGUUCCUGCUGAGACACCUUAAAUUCUUGCUACAUCACUCGAUCGGGCGGAAAGAUGUAUACCUAAAAUGGGAAGAGUUUUUCGCUACUUUUGCAACAGAUGUUCAUCCGUCCAUCCCGGGCCUCGAGGAAAUCAAAAUUACGGGCUUCAAAUGGCCAAAUACUGAACGUGAAAUCCAAAAGAGUGCAUGGGUCCGUUGUGCGCAGAGCUUAUUCGUAGCGGGGCUAACAAAAGUGCGGAUGUUGGAUGAAGAGGGCCAGGUGUGGCGGCAGAGAUUAGGUCAGUGA
Molecule: messenger RNA, 2103 nt
Organism: Mycena indigotica
Lineage: Eukaryota; Fungi; Basidiomycota; Agaricomycetes; Agaricales; Mycenaceae
Product: F-box domain-containing protein
Exons: 8
Coding region: 1-2103 (700 amino acids)
Source: RefSeq, a predicted model, not a curated record